Molecule: messenger RNA, 2457 nt
Organism: Anguilla rostrata (American eel)
Lineage: Eukaryota; Metazoa; Chordata; Actinopteri; Anguilliformes; Anguillidae
Product: fibroblast growth factor 12-like
Exons: 3
Coding region: 1227-1655 (142 amino acids)
Biological process (GO): regulation of voltage-gated sodium channel activity
Cellular component (GO): cytoplasm; nucleus
Molecular function (GO): growth factor activity; sodium channel regulator activity
Source: RefSeq, a predicted model, not a curated record
GGAGGCCACUGAUGUUGCUGUAAAAGCCGCAUAUUGCUACCACUGUAGACUAGAUUUAAUCGUUGGGGAAUUAAUGUCGUGUUAUUUAUUAGUUACUGUCGCAGUGUUUUCUGCGGCUAAAAUAUGCACUCGGGAGGGGGGUCUUGUUUGCUGUGUGUGACAGCGUGAAAUGACAAGGUGAGGGGCAGCCUUAGAUUAUCGCUGAGCUUUCAUUAGGGAAAGCUGUGCGCUCCGGUUCGUAAGGCACCCCCCGCCUCCCCCCACCCCCAAGAAUGCCUCAUCCAAACCUCAAUCACGUAUGAUUGCGUAGGGAGAAGACAGAGCGCAGCAAGCCAUUCACCGGCUGCUCGAGUGGGGAAGAACCAACACAUUACGGCUACGCCAGAGAUCUCAUUUCGCAUUCGUUUUUGUAACAAUGACGGCUUGAUUGGUCUUUGCUUCAAGAAGAGGAAUGCUGGCAGAUGUUUGGGGUCUGGCCGUAAAAAUCCAAUGUCUUUUCACCGGAUAGCGACAACAUAAUGUCGCUGCACACUCGCAAAACACAUCCUUUUUCUUAAAGUGUUUAGGAGGAGGUACAGGUUGGUGGCUCGCGCGCUGUCGUCUCGAAGAUCACAAUGCUGCGCGAGGCUGCCGCCUCCUCGGUCCGUUCUGGGUCCUGCGUCGUGCCUUUUGGCUGAAUGAACUGGAAAGUUGUACAACAGUGGAUGCGUUGAUGCGAAUAAUUAUUUUGCUGGUAAAUCACCAACACUGUUUAAGUUUCGGGUAGCUUCCGAAUGUGGGUCCCGUAGGCGCGCUGUCGUGUUUUAGACACUGCUCUCACCUGGAUUCCCAGCUGCUCACUUUUCGUGAAAUUACAGGACAGGGUACGCGCAUUCCUUGAAAUUUAAACCGACGUCAAAGAUAUUCACGGCAAAAAUGUAGAUCGGCUUCUUUACUUGGGUUGUUAUCUGAAUUAUUAAUAGGUGCUCCGUAGAACAUCAAAGUGGCUCCAGUGAUAUAUCCCUCGCCUUAAUCGCAAAACCACCUGGAUAUCGCUCGCUCGUGGAGGAUGCCGUUCAGAUCAUCAAGAUUCUCGGGACUCGGUGGAUUCCCUACAGGGUCGGAAUAGCAGCUUAAUCCCACGCAGUGCUACAUGUUACGGGACACACGUUUGUAUUUACACUUUACUGCGCCAAGUAGCUGCACCGCUCAACCUCUGCCCAGCACCUCGGCUCGCCCGUGGGGAGAUGGCCGCGAUCGCCAGCUCCCUGAUCCGACAGAAGCGCCAGGCACGGGAAUCCAACAGCGACCGUGUUUCCACCUCCAAACGCCGCCCGAGUCCCAGUAAAGACCCCCGCUCUCUUUGCGAGAGACAUUUUUUGGGGGUUUUCAGCAAAGUCCGCUUCUGCAGCGGGAAGAAACGAGCUGUCCGUCGGAGACCAGAUGCCUCCUCCAACCCUCCACAGGUGCGCCGUAAGGGCGUCAGGCUAGAGCCGCAGCUGAAAGGCAUCGUGACCCGACUCUUCAGCCAGCAGGGCUUCUACCUGCAGAUGCAGCCCGACGGCUCCAUCGACGGGAGCAAGGACGAGAACAGCGACUACAGUGAGUACCGAGCGAACUACAAUUCCCAGCAUGCACUUCCCCCUCCGUCUUCCCAGCAUGCACCUGGGCGAUAGUCUCACAAAAUGAUCAAGAAAAAGACAAUAAUUAUAGUGAGGUCAAAGCAGAGCUCUCUGUUUAAAUAAACUGUAAAUAAUGGUGUGGCAAUCUAGAUGAUUUCAGCAGGAAAAUUCUACUCUGUAUUGUCCACUUAACUUCGUAUUUAUGGUUGUGGAUUUAUGCAUUAUUGUUGUUUUCUAUACUGUAAGCCAAAAGCGAUAGGAAAACUUCUAUUAUAUGUUUAAUGGACCUACAGACUUUGUAAAGCCACUGCUGAAGUGUUGCUUUUGAGGGGUCUCAAUGUAAAUAUGCUGGUAUUUCACUGAUUGUGUGAGAUUUUAUAAUGACCUUACUUUACCUUACUUCAUUUUUGUUAAUUUAAGAUGACCUCAUUGCAAAUACGUUAGUUUAAAAUAACCUCACAGCAAAUGUGUGAGAUAAAAUGCUCUCCCUGCAAAUCUCACCUCACAAACAUACUGCUGGUGUCAAUUUAAAUUAGCAUCACUUUAGAUUUGUUAGUUUAACAUAAUCUGACUGCAAACUUGUUUUAAACGAUACCCACUACAAACAUGUACGUGUAAAAUGGCUUCCCUGCAUUUUGGGAUGUUCUCACUGCGAGCGUUGUCGCAGUUUAAAUGACCUUCCGCAAAAUGUCAGUUUAAAAUGACGUUUCAAAUUUGUCAAUUUUGACAAAAUCUCACUGUGAAAAUCGGGGUGCAAAAUGACCGCCCACUGCAGCCGCGUGCGUUUAAAUUGGCGCCACUUCAAACUUGUGAGUUUCAAGCAACCUCCCUGCACAAGUGUCCAUUGAAAAUGACC